This is a messenger RNA of Balaenoptera musculus (blue whale), 2454 nucleotides long. It is a transcript of the gene PNKP, whose product is annotated as polynucleotide kinase 3'-phosphatase. The transcript has 16 exons. Gene Ontology annotation, molecular function: polynucleotide 3'-phosphatase activity; ATP-dependent polydeoxyribonucleotide 5'-hydroxyl-kinase activity; protein binding. Gene Ontology annotation, cellular component: nucleus. Gene Ontology annotation, biological process: DNA repair. NCBI's taxonomy places the organism in Eukaryota, Metazoa, Chordata, Mammalia, Artiodactyla, Balaenopteridae. The record is from RefSeq and is a predicted model, not a curated record. Bases 132 to 2027 code for a protein of 631 amino acids.
GACGAGUCAUUUCCGUCCGCGGAGAAACAGAGGCAGCCGCCGGCCGAGUUGCGAGCAGAGCGCCUCCGGCAGGCCCUCCCUGGUCGGAAGCGGCGAGUGAGCCAAGCGGCGGGCAAGGGCCGGCUCCCAGGAUGGCCAAGGUGGAGGCCCAGGGCCGCCUGUGGCUGGAGAGCCCCCCUGGGGGAGCGCCUCCCAUCUUCCUGCCCUUGGGUGGGCAAGCCCUGGUGCUGGGUCGGGGACCCUUGACGCAGGUUACCGACCGGAAGUGCUCCAGAAACCAAGUGGAGCUGGUCGCUGACCCUGAGACUCGGACGGUGGCAGUGAAACAGCUGGGAGUUAACCCCUCAACUGCCGGGACUCAGGAGCUGAGAACAGGGUUGGAGGGUUCUCUGGGGGUGGGGGACACGCUGUAUUUGGUCAAUGGCCUCCACCCGCUGACCCUGCGCUGGGAAGAGGCUCGCACGCCAGAAUCCCAGCCAGACACUCCACCAGGCACCCCUCCUGUGGCCCCGGAGGAGGAGGAGGAGGAGGAGGAGGAGGAUGAACAGCAGAAAAAGCGGAUAAGGAAGUCAUCCCCUGGCUGGGAGAGCUUCCAGAAGCUGCUAGUGUUCACGGCACCUGGUGUGAAGCCCCGGGGCAAGGUGGCCGGUUUUGAUCUGGAUGGGACCCUCAUCACCACACGUUCUGGGAAGGUCUUUCCCACUGGCCCCAGUGACUGGAGGAUCUUGUACCGAGAGAUUACACAGAAGCUCUGGGAACUGGCCGCCGAAGGUUACAAGCUGGUGAUCUUCACCAACCAGAUGGGCAUUGGGCGCGGGAAGCUGCCAGCGGAGGAGUUCAAGGCCAAGGUGGAGGCUGUGGUGGAGAAGCUGGGGGUCCCCUUUCAGGUCCUGGUGGCCACGCAUGCAGGCUUGUACCGGAAGCCGGUGAUCGGCAUGUGGGACCACCUGCAGGAGCAGGCCAACGAGGGCGUGCCCAUCUCCAUCGGGGACAGCGUCUUUGUGGGAGAUGCAGCUGGACGCCCAGCCAACUGGGCCCCUGGGCGCAAGAAGAAAGACUUCUCUUGCGCUGACCGCCUGUUUGCCCUCAACCUGGGCCUGCCCUUCGCCACGCCAGAGGAGUUCUUUCUGAAAUGGCCCAUGGCCCGCUUCGAGCUCCCAGCCUUUGACCCGAGGACCGUCUCCUGCUCUGGGCCUCUCUGCCUCCCUGAGUCCAGCUCCCUCUUAAGCUCAGACCCCGAGGUGGUUGUCGCCGUGGGAUUUCCUGGGGCUGGGAAGUCCACCUUCCUCCAGGAGCAUCUCGUGUCGGCCGGAUACAUCCACGUGAACAGGGACACUCUGGGCUCGUGGCAGCGCUGUGUGACCAUGUGCGAGGCGGCUCUGAAGCAAAGGAAACGGGUCGUGAUUGACAACACAAACCCGGACGUCCAGAGCCGGGCCAGGUACAUCAAGUGUGCCCGAGACGCAGGCGUCCCGUGCCGCUGCUUCCUCUUCAGCGCCACCCUGGAGCAGGCACGCCACAACAACCGGGUAGGCGCCGCGGGCAGGGAGGGACGCCAGGUCGAGCCUGUACGUUGGGCCUCACCUCCACCCACCACCCUCUGCCGCCAGGAAGCAGCUCGAGGCCCCCACGCUGGCCGAAGGCUUCGCCGCCGUCCUGGAGAUCCCGUUCCGGCUCCACGUGGCGCCGCAGCUCGAGCGGCUGUACCGCCAGUUCUCAGAGGGUUGAGCCGAGGCCCACCCCCCGCCUGCUCCCCACCCCACAAUAAAUGCUCUUUUUCUUCAUGCUUGACCAGCAUUUUGCUCCCAGCCGGGCUGGGAGCACAGGCCCACCAGCCCGGUCUCCCAGGAAGGCACUGCUGGGAACUUUGCCUCAAGCUAAACACUCAGCCCACCUUGGGGACAACUGCCUCUUGUGGACGGGGGUUUCGGCUUCUCCAGGCUGCGGCUGCUGGCGCUCCAGGUGGGCCCAGGGCAUCCUGGCUGGCAGGGCCCGAGUGGAGUUUGCUGCACGCGGCUGCCAGCUGAGAGCAAGCCCAGAGUUUUAGCAAAGACGUGACCCGAGGCCAAGAGUUGUUGGAGCUCAGAUUCCGUGAGAAGCGAGGUGCUCUGCACGCUGGACUUGAACCCCGGGGCUAUGGCCUGGACCUGCAGCAGCAAAGGGCGCCUGAGAGCCCGGCCAGGCCUGCGGCACGCCACCAACAGCACGGGCCUGGAACCGGCCUAGCACUGCCUUGUGUUUGCUUCCAGCUAAGUGAGGUUUGCGGAACCCACAGGGCAAGGAGGGCAGCCUGGCAAUGCCGGGAGUCGGGGGCUGCACCCCAGGAGCAGCCGGCCAGCUGUGCAAAGACCCUGGAAGACACGGCCCAGCAAGCCCCAUGCAGACCUGGCAGCUCCGUGAACUGCAGCGUCCCCUCCUGGCUCAGGUGACAGUGAUCUCAGAGGUGACCCCUCU